AUGGCAUCAAAAAUCGGUGGUAAACUGAGGAAAAAGGAAGUUGUGAAGAGGGUUCAAAGUGCUUUUUUGAAGACAAAUAUCAAAGCGCAAUUAGCUUCAGCUGCUCCACCUUUGGGUGCUAAGUUGGGUAAUCGUGGAAUCAAUGUUGCGAAUUUUUGCAGUCAAUUUAAUAAAGAAACAGCUCAUAUUAAGCCAGGUACAAAUUUACCGACGAGGAUUUAUAUUAAACCAGAUCGUACAUUUGAUCUAGAAAUUUCUCCACCAACUGGAACAUGGUUGUUAAUGAAAGCCGCUGGAAUUGGCAGAGGAUCACAGCGUCCUGACAAUUACGAUAUUGUAGAAGAAUUCGCUGGAAGAAUUUCCGUGAAACAUAUUUAUGAGAUUGCGAAAGUGAAAUCUCAAGACAAAAUGCUCACUGGAGUUCCACUCAAGGAUGUUUGUCGAUAUCUUAUUCGGCAGAGUUUAUCAAUUGGUAUUGAAGUAGUACGCGAAGAUAUGGAUCCAGUUGAAUAUCGUAAAUUUUUAGAAGAGCGUCAAAAAAUCGUUGAAGAGCAAUUGCAGUUUCAUGCAGAAAAAAAGGCAACAAAGAUGCUUCGGGCAGCGUAG
Dracunculus medinensis (Guinea worm) is the source of this 606-nucleotide messenger RNA. The record is from the annotation of a GenBank genome assembly. Lineage: Eukaryota; Metazoa; Nematoda; Chromadorea; Rhabditida; Dracunculidae.